Messenger RNA from Ceutorhynchus assimilis (cabbage seed weevil), 946 nucleotides. NCBI's taxonomy places the organism in Eukaryota, Metazoa, Arthropoda, Insecta, Coleoptera, Curculionidae. The record is from the annotation of a GenBank genome assembly.
UAAAUAUCGAUGCCUGUAAACUCAGCUUGUUAAUACCUCAAGCAGUUUAAUUCGAAGGAAAAAUGUUCAAAUUAUUAGCUUUUACCGUUGUGACGUUAGUAGUGCUUUAUCAGGGUAAAGCAAGCGCUGAACUUGACAAGGUUUUAAAACCACUCAGAGAGAAAUUGGAUGACUUAGUUGACAAAGCUAAAGCCAAAGGUUUUGAUGUUGCCAAAUGUCAAAAUUACGUGGACGAUUUUUCCCAAACACCCAACACCCUUGCCCAGGACCUAAUUGAGUGUACUAACAAACAAAUAUCGAAAGCUCAAGAUUUGGUCAAUGAUGCACUGAACAGAUCCAAAGCAAUCGAGCAAGAUCUCAACACUAUCGACGCUGAUAUUGAUAACUGUCACGGAAACGCUUGGAAGCAAGCGAAAUGCUAUGCAAAUAUUCUCGAGAGAAUUGAAAAAGAUACUAAAGACGCACCAGCGAAAAUAUUAGCCGAUGUUACUCAAGUUACGGAGUUGGUUACGGACUUGCUCCCUCAUUUGGAGGAUUGUUCUGUGGAGGAAUUGAAGCAUUCUGGAGAACAGGCUGCAAAGGAUGUGGCAGAAUUUGCUAUUUGUGCCGCAGUUUAAAAAUCCAGAAAUGGAAACAUCUAAUUUCUUUCAACAUACAAUAUAAUUUUCAGUGAAUAAUAAAACUCAUAACAAUAAUUUAUUUUGUUUCUCAAAUUGUCAAGAUUUCCUAACAACAAAAUCUCUAUUAAAUAAAUAAAAUACUCAUCUUCAAAAGUAUCUACCUAAGUAGGUAGGUACCUAUAUUUUUCAAUUUCUUGGGGAUCCCAGCAUUAGAUCAUAAUAUUAUCAUAAAACAAAAUAAAUACCUACUCUAAGUGCCUACCUAUACUUAUCUUGCUCUUUGUUAUUUACAGAUAUUUGUCCAAAAAUUAUUAGGAAAUUUUGCU